AUGACCAUGUCGGUACUUGAGUCCCUAUGGGGAACUAUAUUAUCCAUCCCAACGAAACAGGCCGUGGAUAUCUUUAUCAUUUUCGCUGUCUGUAUAUGGUUUAUUAUCGUCGUCUCACGGAAAUGGGUUUCUAGUACGACCAAAGCCUCGAAAGGUGAUCUAGAGAAACCCGUGCGAGGAAAGGUCACUAGGCCACCUGGUGAAUGGACUCCAUCGGACUUCAAACGGCCAACAGCAGCCCCAUACGCAGGAUGGGAUGUCCACUCGACGAAGCCAAUUCCCUACCGGCCGUUUAGAUAUGGCCCAAAAUACUACGUCACACUAGGUUUAAGAAGCAUGAAAUGGGACGAAUGGAUCGAGCUCGACAACCACUAUCUCAAGUACCACGCCGACAAAUCACGCCGCAUUGAAGAGCGCGGCAGCAAAUGCUGCCACACCGCACCAGAGGCAAUGGAUGCUGCAAUUGAACUACUGGAAGAACUAUGCGCCUACCUCCCCGAAAGAUACCCAAGCAUGUUCACCAAGACCGCAACAGGAAUAACCAACAAAGUAACCUACGAAACCUUCAACAUAACCCAACGCCCACUGCCAGAAGACCCAAUGGCAACAGCCGCCCGACUCGUCCAAGACGACCUAGCACUAAUGAUCGAGCGCCCAGACGGCGAAUACUACCUCCUCGCCGGCGCAGUCCUAUUAGCGGGAUUCUGGCGACUGAGCGACAAGUUCGGGAUGCGGCUCUCAGAAAUCCACACAUCAGGCGACGUACCGCAGUACAAGAGCAAGCUGGAAAAGGGGAUGCUGAAUUUCUUCCGCCGACUGCGGCCCGAAGAGCCGGUUCUUCGGAACAAUUAUUUCAUCCAGGUCGACGAUAACCUGGCGUGGUCGCAUAGUAUUGGGCCUGAGGAUGCCGAGACGGUGUCGUGGAAUACGGCGGAGAAGAACCGGGCAAUUGAGAAUCAUUUCUUCCGCUCCGAGAGGCAGUCGCUGAGAAGAUUGCCCAGAUCUGGGGCGGUGGUUUUUACCAUUCGGACUUAUUUUGAGCCUGUUAUUGGUAUUGCUGAGGAGCCUUAUGUCCCUGGCCGUUUGGCGGAUGCGGUUAGGAGCUGGGGGGAUGAUGUUGGGAGGUAUAAGGGGAAGGAGAAGUAUCAGGAUGUUCUGUUGGAGUAUCUGGAUGAGAAGCAUAGACUGCAGGUUGAGGGGGGGUUAGAUGUUGAGAAGGAGGAUGAGGUUAGGAGGUAUCCUCUUUGA
Messenger RNA from Penicillium roqueforti, 1248 nucleotides. Its product is annotated as heme-dependent oxidative N-demethylase family protein. The coding region runs from base 1 to 1248 and encodes 415 amino acids. The transcript is spliced from 5 exons. The record is from RefSeq and is a predicted model, not a curated record. Lineage: Eukaryota; Fungi; Ascomycota; Eurotiomycetes; Eurotiales; Aspergillaceae.